Messenger RNA from Passer domesticus (house sparrow), 1235 nucleotides. RefSeq names its product serine/threonine kinase 35 (gene STK35). Gene Ontology annotation, molecular function: protein kinase activity; ATP binding. The record is from RefSeq and is a predicted model, not a curated record. NCBI's taxonomy places the organism in Eukaryota, Metazoa, Chordata, Aves, Passeriformes, Passeridae. Gene Ontology annotation, cellular component: nucleus; cytoplasm. The transcript is spliced from 3 exons. Bases 29 to 1084 code for a protein of 351 amino acids. Gene Ontology annotation, biological process: protein phosphorylation.
GCGGCGGCGGGCGGCGCGGCGCGGGGCCAUGGCGGCGGCGGUGGCGGCCGGGCCGGGCAUCGGCGGCGGCGGCAGCCCGCGGUACAGCCUGCUGGCCGAGAUCGGCCGCGGCGCCUACGGCGUGGUGUACGAGGCGGUGUCGGGCCGCAGCGGCGCCCGGCUGGCGGUGAAGCGGAUCCGUUGCGACGCUCCCGAGAACGUGGAGCUGGCGCUGGCCGAGUUCUGGGCCCUGACGAGCCUCCGGCGGCAGCACCCCAACGUGGUGCGCUUCGAGGAGUGCGUCCUGCAGCGGCACGGCCUGGGGCAGCGCAUGAGCCACGGCAACAAGCGCAGCCAGCUCUACCUGCGCCUCGUCGAGACCUCCCUCAAAGGUGAGAGGAUCCUGGGCUAUGCAGAGGAGCCUUGCUACCUGUGGUUCGUCAUGGAGUUCUGUGAAGGGGGAGACCUCAACCAGUACGUGCUGUCCCGACGGCCCGACCCUGCCACCAACAAGAGCUUCAUGCUGCAGCUGACCAGUGCCAUUGCCUUCCUGCACAAGAACCACAUUGUCCACCGGGACCUGAAGCCAGACAACAUCCUGAUAACUGAGAAAUCUGGCACUCCUGUGCUCAAGGUGGCUGACUUUGGGCUGAGCAAGGUCUGUGCUGGCCUGACUGCUCGGGGCAAGGAGGGCGGGCACGAGAACAAAAAUGUGAAUGUGAACAAGUACUGGCUGUCCUCAGCCUGUGGCUCUGAUUUCUACAUGGCACCCGAGGUGUGGGAGGGACACUACACUGCCAAGGCUGACAUCUUCGCCCUCGGCAUCAUCAUCUGGGCCAUGAUUGAGAGGAUCACCUUCAUUGAUGCUGAGACCAAGAAGGAGCUGCUGGGGACUUACAUCAAGCAGGGGACUGAGAUUGUGCCCGUUGGGGAAGCGCUGCUAGAAAACCCAAAGAUGGAGCUGCACAUCCCUCAGAAACGCAGGACUUCCAUGUCUGAGGGGAUCAAGCAGCUCUUGAAAGACAUGUUGGCUGCUAACCCACAGGAUCGACCUGAUGCCUUUGAGCUUGAAACCAGAAUGGACCAGGUUACAUGUGCUGCUUAAAUUCAGGGCAGGGCACCGCUGUGCUUUGCAGCUGGAUUUAUUUACCAGGGACCCAUAAUCUCCAUUAUUUACGUGCAACAAGGAAGUCAAAGAUAAGGGAAGAUGAUAAUACAGAAGAUCCCUGGUCUGCAGGAUCUCUAGCAAUGUGAAA